AGUGGUCAAUUAUUCAAGUUGGCAAAUUGAGAGAAGAGUUUGGAAUCGAGUGCGGACGUUGCAAAAACAAAAGACGCAGCCGGAAAAGUGCGAAACAGACGCCGCUGCUGCUGGGCACUUGUCACUAACGCGUCUGUCAUGUGCCACGCGGCGUGGCAACCCUGAUGCUUGGCUCUAAAAAACAAAUUCCUGGAAAGAAUUUCGAUUUAAGUUUUAGCAUUUAACUGUGUGUGCAUCUAAAUAAUAAAAGAACAAACAUGGCUUGGGUCCCGAGCACUCGAUUUGAGGAUGAUCUGGUGGAUAUGGAACCGGGCUUCAAUUUGAUCCAUGGCCAGCUGGACUACGAGGAGCGGCGGAAAAAGGAGUUUAUCCCGCGGCCCAAGAACACCUACGAGUACUUGUCGGCGCGCGAGAAACGGAACGCAGAGCUGGAGAGCAGGUCCCCAGAGGGUGAAAAGGCCCGGGAAAUCCGUCAGAGCCUAGAGUUGAUGGAGCGCAUCCAGCGGAUAGCGGGCACCAAGCCUCUGGGCGAGCAUGCAACCAUGGCGGACUUGGAAGACACUAGCACUGUUGAGCUAGAGGCGGUGGCCAUGAUGCGGCACUUUGGCAUGAUGUCCAUGGCCGGAGUCCCGUUGUCAGUUAAAUCAUUCUACGAGGAGAAGCAUGCAGGUGAAAUGCCAGUGCAAGGAUCUGUGCAGGUCUCCCGAAAUGGUCACCGAACCUUCCCCCUUAUUAUGGAUCCCAACUAUUUUACACCCCGUAAGACGCGUAGACCACAGACCACCUCCUUUGAUGGUAAUGAUACUACAAGUUCUUAUCACACAGCAGAAAGUUGGACCAGCUGCAAUAGUGUGUACGAAUCAGCUAAAUCAGAUUUGGAAAGCAGCAUCAGCAGUGCAGAAGUCCCCAAAAAGUCAGAAAAGUACAUUGAGAUACCAUACCAACUCCUAGAGGAGAGUUUGGAAGAGGAGGAGGAGAAGCCGCCAGCAAUUCAGGAGAAGUCAAAGGGAAAAAGGAAGGGACGGCGGCCAAAUCAAAAGGAACGCCAAAUGUCCCACAAAAAGCAGCAAUAUCAGCUUUAAAUUCCUAUAUUAAUUUACUAAGAAAAUACAAGUAUCUAAUUUCAAAUUAAACAAACAAGAGCAAAAGAAAAAUGCGAUAGGAAUACAACAACAAAACAUAAAAAAAGAAACAGAAAGAAAACUGAAUAAGAACUGAAACCAAACAAUAAUUGAAUGUGAUUGUUGAUAACAAGAAGGGAUUUUACAUAAGGUCACUAAACUCGGAGGCCAUAAAUCCAAAUUAGUUAUAAGUAUUGAACUGAAAUGCAAGUACAAUUAAAUAAGAGUUGAAAAUAGUUUACAACCCACAUGGGCACGCCGUGGCUCUUUCAGCAUCUGCUCGUCGCGUUCGUUACAAACAAAAGGCAGCAGAAAUUUGGAAUCUGAGAGGAUCGCACAGUGCCUGGAUCUCGAGUUUUCAACAACAAAUUAAAUACUGUUUUUCAUUUUUCAAAGAAAAUCCAACAUUUUAAAUGAAAUGAAUAGUUUUACCAAUAAACAGCUUUAUCGAGACCGAUGCUUAUAAUAAUAACCUUUUUAUUAUAAUUAUUUGAAUAUCAAAAUCUGUCUUUCCUAUAACAAAAAUUCUAAACCAAUCAAAUUCAAUUCCAUAAAUUCAAUGAAUGUUUUUGGAGAAGUUUUUCUUUUGUUGACUAUUAUAUCUAUUAAACCCUCAUAACAUGUUCUUAACUUCCAUUCAAUUUCCCUAAUUGAAUCAGUAGAUGAAGUGAACAUUUCGCAAACUUAUCAAAAAUAAUGGAGGGAGCAGUAAUUCCUUAAUCAAUAACACACCCCAACCCCUACUGUUAUUGUCCUUGUGUGUGGAACUAUUAUUAAUUUGGCGAAACCGACGCGCCAAUCAAUUAAGCCUAAUAAUCUGUCCCACAGACUCGGGAGGGAUACAUGAAGAAAUUGGCUCACAGCACGAAAUAAAUUCUCCGGGAUUUGGAGGAGGAGCAAAUGUGAGUUUGAGUUAAAACAGUCUAGCUUCUAUAUCCUCAAACUAUAGGAACACACUACUUACAUUUUCGAAUCUUUCCAUUAAUUAAUAAAUUUGUUUAUUCAAAUCUACUUGUCAUUUACAAUAUUGAAUAUUGAAAUAAAGACUUUAUCAUAUGUUAAUAUGUUAUGUUAAAACUGAAUAAAAACAUGCUAAGUUUCUUU
Messenger RNA from Drosophila kikkawai, 2225 nucleotides. It is a transcript of the gene squ, whose product is annotated as squash. The record is from RefSeq and is a predicted model, not a curated record. Lineage: Eukaryota; Metazoa; Arthropoda; Insecta; Diptera; Drosophilidae.